UUCAGAAUUACGCAAUGCACCGCUGCUUAUCGUAGAUGUAAUUGAGUGUAGAAUAACCACUGUAAACAGAUACAGUUUCCCAAGUUGUUGUUGAAGUGCGUGGAGUGUUUAACCAAUAACAAGAUCGUCAACAUCAUCACUAAACCGGGCAGUGCUACUGGCAAGCGGUCAAACGGCGAUUCUCCUCUUUCAAAGCCAAUUUAUAGCUUAAAUUUUGAGCUAAUUUAACAAAAUGUCUGAACCAAUUCGUGUCGUUGUCACCGGCGCCGCAGGCCAAAUCGCAUAUUCUCUCCUCUACCUCAUCAGCAAGGGAGAUGUCUUCGGCCAAAACCAGCCUCUUAUCCUACAUCUUCUGGACAUUCCACCAAUGAUGGGUGUCCUUGAAGGUGUUGUAAUGGAGCUGACAGACUGCGCCCUGCCUUUGCUCAGAGAAGUCAUCCCCACUGACAAUCCCGAAGUGGCUUUCAAAGAUGUCUCCGCCGCCUUCAUGGUUGGCUCAAUGCCGCGUAAGCAGGGCAUGGAGAGGAAGGAUCUGCUCGCUGCCAAUGUGAAAAUCUUCCAGGUGCAAGGCGAGGCACUCGAUAAAUACGCCCGCAAGGACGUGAAAGUUCUUGUCGUAGGCAACCCAGCGAACACCAACGCUCUUGUUUGUUCUCGAUUCGCACCCUCUAUUCCUAAAGAGAAUUUUACUGCUAUGACCAGACUGGAUCAAAACCGCGCUCAAGCACAGAUUGCAAACAAGUUGAAUGUACCUGUUGGAGCUGUUUCUAACGUUAUCAUCUGGGGAAAUCAUUCUUCUACACAAUAUCCCGAUGGGUCGCAUGCACUUGUUAAAAUUAACGGAACCGAGCGUCCAGUCCCGGGUGAAAUCAAGGAUGAUGCUUGGUUUAAGGGAUAUUUCCUUGAAACUGUCCAGAAGCGCGGUGCUAGCGUGAUUGCUGCGAGGAAAAUGUCUUCAGCGAUGUCCGCUGCGAAAGCUGCUGCUGAUCACAUGAAGGAUUGGUUCAGUGGACUUGCGCCUGGGAAAUUUGUAUCAAUGGCGGUGGUCAGUGAUGGCAGCUAUGGCAUUCCUGAGGAUAUUGUCUAUUCGUUCCCGGUUACUCUUAAAGACGGCAAGUGGAGCAUCGUAAAGAAUCUUGAAAUUGAUUCCUACUCUAAGGGAAUGAUGGAAGCCACCGCCAAGGAACUCGAAGAGGAGCGUGUUGAUGCGUUUGCUAUCAUUAACAAGUUGUAAUUGUUUUUAUAGAGGUAUUUUCUUAUAUUGAAAGGAGAAACUUUAUUACUGCUUAUCAGAGCCAAGAUGCUGAUAUAAAUUUUUGUAUGGUACUGCAUAUUAUUACCUAUAAUGUAAACAUGUUAUAUCCCAUAUAUUCAUAAAUAGAAAACGAGGAAAAUGUUCUAAACAAAUGAAAAA
This is a messenger RNA of Dalotia coriaria, 1414 nucleotides long. RefSeq names its product malate dehydrogenase 1 (gene Mdh1). The transcript has 3 exons. Bases 233 to 1234 code for a protein of 333 amino acids. Gene Ontology annotation, cellular component: mitochondrion; cytosol. The record is from RefSeq and is a predicted model, not a curated record. Gene Ontology annotation, biological process: tricarboxylic acid cycle; oxaloacetate metabolic process; malate metabolic process. Lineage: Eukaryota; Metazoa; Arthropoda; Insecta; Coleoptera; Staphylinidae. Gene Ontology annotation, molecular function: L-malate dehydrogenase (NAD+) activity.